Messenger RNA from Pelodiscus sinensis (Chinese soft-shelled turtle), 4294 nucleotides. NCBI's taxonomy places the organism in Eukaryota, Metazoa, Chordata, Testudines, Trionychidae. The record is from RefSeq and is a predicted model, not a curated record.
CCCGAAGUUUCCCACAAACUCCCACGAAGUUGCUCCUGGCAGGAGGGCGCGUAAGGCAGCAGCCGCCGCCGCCGGAGAGAGGCGGAUCGUUUUCUGUGGAGCCGAAAGCCGGAGACAUGGCCCGCGGGUGGGCACAAGCGCCCUUCUACUUCGCCCUGCUGCUGCUGCCCGGCGCCCUGCCCCGCUGCCGGGCCGAGGAAGUCGUGCUGCUGGAUUUUGCCAAGGCCCAGGGCGAGCUCGGUUGGCUGAAUGAGCCCUAUGGGAAGGGGUGGGAUCUUCUCCAGAACGUCAUGAACGAAUCCCUCAUCUACAUGUACUCGGUCUGCAACGUGAUGGAAAGCGACCAGGACAACUGGCUGCGAACGAACUGGAUCUACCGCAGCGAAGCCCAGCGCAUCUUCAUCGAGUUGAAGUUCACCGUGCGUGACUGCAACAGCUUCCCAGGAGGGGCCAGCUCCUGCAAGGAGACCUUUAACUUGUACUACGCCGAGUCAGACGUGGACUACGGCACCAACUUCCAGAAGCGCCAGUUCAGGAAGAUUGACACCAUUGCGCCCGACGAGAUCACCGUGCGCGAUGACUUCGCCACCCGCAACGUCAAGCUCAACGUGGAGGUGCGGUCGGUGGGGCCACUGACCCGCAAGGGUUUCUACCUGGCCUUCCAGGACAUUGGGGCCUGCGUGGCCCUGCUCUCCGUCCGCAUCUACUACAAGAAGUGCCCCAGCGUACUGCAGCAUAUGGCACUCUUCCCCGAGACCAUCGCCGGGGCUGACUCGCAGGCGCUGGCCAAGGUCCAGGGCACCUGUGUGGAGGAUGCGGUGGCCAGCGAGGAGCCCAGCAUGCACUGCAACUCGGAUGGGGAGUGGCUGGUGCCCAUCGGACAGUGCCUGUGCCGGGCGGGCUACGAGAAGGCGGAGGAGAUCUGCAAAGCCUGCCCUGCUGGGUUCUUCAAGCCAGACGUCUCCGGUGAUACCUGUGCCAAGUGUCCCUCCCACACGCUCUCCUCUCCUGAAGGCUCCACGUCGUGCCAAUGUGAGGAAGGCUAUUUCCGGGCCCCAGAGGAUCCAGUGUCUUUUCCCUGCACCCGUCCCCCUUCUGCCCCCCACAACGUCAAGGCCAUUGGCUUGGGAGCCAAGGUGCAGCUGCGCUGGUCACCGCCCCAUGACACGGGUGGUCGUAAGGACAUCACCUACAGCAUCACAUGUGAGCAGUGCUGGCCGGAGUCAGGGGAGUGUCGGCCCUGUGACAGUAGCAUCCGCUAUUCAGACCAGCCCCAGGGGCUGACCAGGACGUCUCUGACCAUCAGUGAACUGGAGCCACACGUUAACUACACCUUCACCGUAGAGGCUAGGAACGGCGUGUCGUCUUUCAGCCCCAGCCACAGCUAUGGCACUGUGAGCAUCAGUGUCAACCAGACAGAGCCUCCCCGGGUGACAUCAGUGAAUUUGGACAGCCAGACUGAAACCAGCCUGAGCAUCUCCUGGACCGUCCAGCCCCGGCAGCAGAGCCGUGUUUGGAAGUAUGAGGUCACCUACAGCAAGAAGAUGGAUGAGAACAGCUAUUCGGUCCUGCGCUGUGAAGGGAACUCGGUCACCCUCCCCAAGCUCACACCGGGCACCAAGUACUUGGUGCGGGUCCAGGCCCUGACACAAGAAGGCCAGGGGGCCUACAGCAUGGACUAUGAAUUUGAGACACGUGCUGAGGGCUCCGAUGGUAUGAACACGGCAGCAGCAGUCGGGGGCUCUGUCACUGGGAUCCUUUUGAUCCUGGGCUUGGUAGCUGUGGGCCUCUACCUUCACCGAAGGAGGAGGCGCUCUCGGGCCCGCCAGUCAUCUGAGGAUGUUUACUUCUCUAAGUCUGAGCAGCUGAAGCCCCUGAAGACGUACGUGGACCCUCACACCUAUGAAGACCCCAACCAGGCAGUGCUGAAAUUUACAACCGAGAUUCACCCCUCGUGCAUCAGCCGGCAGAAGGUGAUUGGUGCAGGUAGGUCGCUCCCUCUUCUCGCUGGGUCACUGAGGCAUGGGAAGAAGGACGUCCCAGUGGCAAUCAAGACUUUGAAGGUUGGCUACACGGAGAAGCAGCGCAUCGACUUCCUGAGCGAGGCCAGUAUCAUGGGCCAGUUCUGCCACCACAACAUCAUCCGGCUGGAGGGCGUCGUCUCCAAGUACAAACCUUUCAUGAUCAUCACUGAGUACAUGGAGAAUGGAGCCCUGGACAAGUUCCUGCGGGAGAAGGACGGUGAGUUCUGUGUGAUCCAGCUGGCGGGCAUGCUGCGGGGCAUCGCGGCGGGAAUGAAGUACCUGGCCGACAUGAACUACGUGCACCGGGACCUGGCCGCCCGCAACAUCCUCGUCAACAGCCAGUUGGUCUGCAAGGUGUCCGACUUCGGCCUGUCCCGUGUGCUGGAGGACGACCCCGAGGCCACGUACACUACCAGUGGUGGCAAGAUCCCCAUCCGCUGGACGGCCCCAGAAGCCAUCUCCUACCGGAAGUUCACCUCGGCCAGCGAUGUGUGGAGCUACGGCAUCGUCAUGUGGGAAGUGAUGUCCUAUGGCGAGCGGCCCUACUGGGAGCUCUCCAAUCACGAGGUCAUGAAAGCUAUUAACGAAGGCUUCCGGCUGCCUGCUCCCAUGGAGUGCCCCUCUGCCAUCUACCAGCUGAUGAUGCAAUGCUGGCAGCAGGAGAGAAGCCGCCGGCCCAAGUUCAACGACAUCGUUAGCAUCCUCGACAAGCUCAUCCGGGCCCCCGAGUCACUGAAGACGCUGGCUGACUUCGACCCCCGGGUGUCUAUCCGCCUGCCCAGCACCAGCGGCUCAGAGGGCCUCCCCUUCAGGACUGUGUCCGAGUGGCUGGAGUCCAUCAAGAUGAACCAGUACACGGAGAACUUCCUGUCGUGCGGCUACAACGCCAUUGAGAAGGUGGUGCAGAUGAGCAACGACGACAUUAAGAGAAUCGGGGUGCGCUUGCCGGGUCACCAGAAACGCAUCGCCUACAGCCUGCUGGGGCUGAAGGAGCAGGUGAGCACCGUUGGCAUCCCCAUCUGAGCUGGCGCUGGCCUGGAGCCGACCUCGCCCCCUGCGGGGAGACGGAAUCGCGGCAGGAGAGAGAGGGACACUCGGUGGCCGUGCAAACCGGGAGAUACUUGAAGUGGAGAAUUGAAGUGCGCUUGGCAUUGCCCCCUUGCCGUGAGCCGCUGAGGACACUGGCCAGCAGCCCCGGGCAGACUGAAUGGCAGUGCCCAGAGCGGAGUCGGCCAGUCGCUCCUGCCACCCUGCACCCACCAUUACACCUCCAGGGCAUGCGCUGUAUUUAUUGCUGCGAUUAUUAUGAUUAUUCUUGCAUGCCUGGAAACUGCAGCUGCUGCUGUGCAGUGUUAACUGACUCCAGGAAGAGGUGCUAGACCACAGCCCCUUUUGGGGAAACCCCUGGUUCUCUUUGGCCAGGGCACCAGCCGCCACCCUUGGAAAGUGCCCCCCAGCGCUCCAGCUGCGCAGCCUCACACCUGGCAGGUUCCUAGCUGGGCCGAGCAAAUGCCUUCCUCCACCUGCUGCCUGGCCAAAGCACAGGGAACUCUGUGUGCUAGUUCAUUCCCUCCUCCGCUGACCCUCUCCUGACUGACAGGAGUGUGUGGAUUUUCCUGAAUGGCCUCCGUUCCUUUCCAAGCCCCCUUCGAGGCAGAGGCUGGGCUGAGACUUUGCUGUGACAAAGCGACAUUGAUUCUUCCUUUGCUCUUUAUAAGAGGAUGAAGAUUUAUGGUAAAUAAAAUGACGCCAUUUAAGCUUCUAAACAACCGAGCUUCCAGCUGUGGGGCAGAGACGCUGCUCCAGGACGGGUGUUCGCUUUUUAACCAACUGGCUGAAUCAGGGACCUUUCUCUAAGUUGUUUUUGCUUCGAUUGGUGCCGCGAGAAACGGGCAGAUGCCAGUGCCUGAAAUGUGACAUUCCCCUGGUAGCGAGUGAAGUGGCUUUGCAGAUAAUGGUUGAGAGCUGUGCCUCAAGGUCAUGGAAUCGUUUUCCUCCUCUAUUUAUUCUUCCACUCCACUCCCCACCCUCUGCUCCUUUGCGUCUCACAAGACGCCCUUUGCUAGUCUGUCAGUGUUGAACUUUUUUUAAUGUAAUUUAUUAUAUUUUUUUAUAUUUAUUGAUGGAAAUCAAAGGCCUUUUGUGUUUUCUCAAAAUUGCUGUUCAGAUUAAAACCGCGGCCCGUCCAACGGAAUUAAGUUUACUCGUGGUUUCCAGGAAAAUUUGUUCUGUGAUUUAAAUAAAAUGUGUGGGUUUUUUUUUUUUAAACA